Molecule: messenger RNA, 1653 nt
Organism: Penicillium coprophilum
Lineage: Eukaryota; Fungi; Ascomycota; Eurotiomycetes; Eurotiales; Aspergillaceae
Product: polynucleotide adenylyltransferase
Exons: 7
Coding region: 1-1653 (550 amino acids)
Cellular component (GO): nucleus
Molecular function (GO): RNA binding; poly(A) RNA polymerase activity
Source: RefSeq, a predicted model, not a curated record
AUGGCUACACCACCUGUCCGACAGUGGGGUGUUACACCUCCGAUCUCGACCGUCCUGCCGACCAAGGAUGAGCUUGCCGCAAAUGACGAUCUCAUUGCCGAGCUCAAGGCUCAGAACAACUUCGAGCUACCGACUGAAACGGAACGGAGAAAACAAGUGCUCCAGUUACUCCAGCGCGUCACAGUGGAAUUUGUUCAAGUUGUCAGUCGCAAGAAGGGUCUAUCUCCUGCUGCUGUUGAGGCUUCUGGUGGUAAAAUCUUCACAAUGGCUUCCGAGGGAGCCAUUGAAAAGAUGACACCCGUGCCCGAUGCGUUCGUUCCGAUCAUCAAGCUCGAGCUGUGUGGAAUCAGUAUCGAUCUGAUUUUUGCCCGCCUUGUCGUUCCCGCUAUCCCGAUGAACCUUGAUUUGAAGAAUAAUGAUUACCUCAGAGGACUGGACGAACGAGAGGUGCGGUCGCUAAAUGGAACUCGUGUUACAGAUGAAAUACUGGAGCUUGUCCCCCAACAAAAGACAUUCCGUCUUGCAUUGCGAGCAAUCAAACUCUGGGCUCAGCGACGAGCGAUCUACUCGAACAUUGUCGGAUUCCCUGGUGGUGUUGCGUGGGCAAUGCUGGUGGCUCGAGUUUGUCAACUAUACCCGCAAGCAACUGGCUCUGUCAUUGUGGGAAAGUUUUUCCGAAUUAUGAACAAAUGGAAUUGGCCUCAGCCUGUCUUAUUGAAACAGAUCGAGGAUGGGCCCCUUCAGAUAAAAGUCUGGAACCCAAAGAUUUACCAUGGUGAUCGAUUCCACCUUAUGCCCAUCAUCACUCCUGCGUAUCCUUCGAUGUGCUCGACUCACAACAUAAGUCUGUCCACUAAGGCUGUUAUUCUCAGGGAGCUACAGCGAGGUGGCGACAUCGUCGACAAGAUCUUCAUGAAACAGCUUUCGUGGCAGGAUUUAUUUGCGCGCCACACAUUUUUCACCCACGAUUACAAGUACUAUCUCAGUAUCACCGCUUCUAGUAAGACCAAGGAGGCCGAGUCCGUGUGGUCGGGUCUCGUGGAGUCCAAGCUGCGUCACCUUGUGGGCGCUUUAGAUCGCAAGCCAAUUGUUGCAGUGGCCCACCCAUUCCCCAAGGGAUUUGAAAGGAUUCAUCGCAUCACCAGCGAGCAAGAAAUGGAGGCAGUCAAGAAUGGAUCUACACAAUAUCAGGCUAAAGGCACAAAGACCGCGAUGACCGAUGAGACUAAGGAUGCUGCUCACCAAGCCGCAAUCCAGAACACCCUCGAAAACGCAGAGGUCCCAGAGCCGGCCGUGGGCAAGGUCGAGGGCACGGUUGAUGAUGAUGGCCAGACCGUUUACACAACGACUUAUUACAUCGGCCUAGAGCUGAAACCACUGGAGCCAGGCCAAUCGCGAUCUCUGGAUAUAUCAACCGACUCACAGAUCUUCAAGUCAACUUGCACCUCAUGGCCAGGAUACCAGGAAGAGGUCAUGGAGUUGGCCGUCACCCAUGUCCGCAAUUUUGAUUUGCCCGAUGAUGUCUUCCAACCCGGUGAGACCCGAGCCUCUCGACCAAAGAAAAAAGUUGCCAAACGGUCAGAGACAGCUGGCCAGAAACGCAGCAUUGGCGAGUUGGACGUAAGUGUGCAGAAGCGAGUGAAAUCCGCAUAA